AAGUUUUGCCUUGUUUCAUCUUGUGUCCUUCAUUUGCUUGAGCUAAUACCAAGCUCGAUCGCCUCAGUGAAGUAAAUUCAUACGAAAAUAUUUUGUUAGAGAAGAAAAAUGGCAAGUUGGGUUGAGAAGGCGUUGAUAUUGGUGAUUGUAGGUUGCUUAUUGCCUGCAUUGUUAGUCGAGUCUCGAGUUCGUCACUACAAGUUCAAUGUGGUGUUGAAAAAUCAUACGAGAUUAUGUUCAACAAAACAAAUUGUGACGGUAAAUGGUAAGUAUCCGGGACCUACUAUCGUGGCUAGGGAGGAUGAUACGGUGCUUGUGAAGGUCGUCAAUCAUGUCAAAUACAAUCUCUCCAUUCAUUGGCAUGGGGUGAGACAAAUAAGAACAGGGUGGUCAGAUGGGCCAGCAUACAUAACACAAUGUCCAAUCCAACCAGGACAAACCUACACUUACAACUUCACUCUGACGGGCCAAAGAGGAACCCUUUUCUAUCAUGCCCAUAUUCUUUGGCUAAGGGCUACUCUCCAUGGUGCUCUUAUCAUUUUACCCAAACUUGGUGUUCCUUAUCCUUUUCCCAAACCCCAUAAAGAAAAUGUCUUGGUCUUAGGUGAAUGGUGGAAAUCGGAUGUAGAAGCUGUCAUCAACGAAGCUCUGAAAUCUGGAUUGGCACCUAACGUGUCUGAUGCUCACACAAUUAAUGGAUAUCCAGGUCUCGUUCAUAAGAAUUGUAACUCACCAGAAAUGUUCAACUUGAAUGUAAAACCAGGGAAAAAAUACAUGCUACGUAUUAUCAAUGCUGCACUUAAUGAAGAGCUCUUCUUCAAGAUAGCCAACCACCACCUCACGGUUGUCGAAGUCGAUGCUACGUAUGUUAAACCCUUCAAAACCGACACGAUUGUCGUGUCACCCGGUCAAACAACCAAUGUUAUAAUCGAAGCUAAUAAUAAGGCUGGAAAAUACUUGGUGGUUGUUUCACCCUUUAUGGAUGCACCUGUCCUGGUAGACAAUGCAACCGGCCUAGCAUCUGUUCGUUACACAACGUCCCAUCCUACCGCCUUAUCGACCACCCUCACCGCCCCACCACCAAUUAAUGCAACCGAGGUGGCUGAUAACUUCACCAAUUCUCUUAGAGCCCUUAACUCAAAAGAGUACCCUGCUAAAGUACCUCAACAAGUUGAUCAUUCCUUACUUUUCGCGGUAGGGCUAGGGGUUAACCCUUGCAAAACUUGUGUCAAUGGGUCUAGGGUCGUGGCAUCUAUUAACAAUGUUACGUUUGUUAUGCCUAAUAUUGCUCUCUUACAAGCACAUUACUCUAAUAUAAGUGGUGUGUUCACGGCUGAUUUUCCGGCGAAACCUCCUACACCAUUUAAUUACACUGGAAAUCAAUUGACCAACCUUAAUACAACAACCGGGACUAGGGUGUACAAGCUUCCUUACAAUGCAACGGUUCAAUUGGUAUUACAAGAUACCGCGAUGAUUGCACCUGAGAAUCACCCGUUUCAUUUACAUGGAUUUAAUUUCUUCGUUGUUGGUAAAGGUCUAGGAAACUACAGUCCUAAAACAGAUCCAACGAAUUUCAAUCUUGUUGAUCCAGUUGAAAGAAACACUAUUGGAGUACCAUCUGGUGGAUGGGUUGCUAUCAGAUUUAGAGCCGAUAAUCCAGGGGUUUGGUUCUUGCAUUGCCAUUUAGAGAUUCACACAACAUGGGGAUUAAAAAUGGCGUUCUUAGUCGAAAAUGGCAAAGGACCAAAUGAAUCUCUAAUAAAACCUCCAAGAGAUAUUCCCAAGUGUUGAUUAGCGAGUCGAUCAAAUAUGCUUAAUUAAAUUUUUUACAACAAAAGUUCCAUUUUUUUGGUUCUCGAAAGAGCCAAACACAAGAAGAGAGUAUGGAGUUUAAUUUUACUCCAUACGUCAAAUUUUAUACAAAGUAUACAAAUUUUUUUAUAAAAGAGUUGCGUGGUUUUUAAUAGAAAGAUAUGCUUUUUGAGCAAGCAAAGCUUAAUUAAGAUAAUAAUAUGGUUUGCUUAUUAGUGUCAAUGUAACCAAAUGUAUAUUGGUCUCAUACAUAUGUAUUUCAGGCAUAUAUAUUUUUGUCAAUAAAAUAAAUGUUUCGUUUCCUUUCUUCA
Molecule: messenger RNA, 2123 nt
Organism: Chenopodium quinoa (quinoa)
Lineage: Eukaryota; Viridiplantae; Streptophyta; Magnoliopsida; Caryophyllales; Amaranthaceae
Product: laccase-4-like
Exons: 6
Coding region: 109-1791 (560 amino acids)
Biological process (GO): lignin catabolic process
Cellular component (GO): apoplast
Molecular function (GO): copper ion binding; hydroquinone:oxygen oxidoreductase activity
Source: RefSeq, a predicted model, not a curated record